GGCUGCUGUCUUACGCAGCGUUAUACUCUCACCAAAAUUAUUCUUCCUCUUUAUUUUUUUAAAAAAUUUUCCGGGAAAAUUCUGGGGAGUAAAGCGGGAGAAAGUGACGGAAAAUUCUGAAUUUUCCGUCGUACAAAUACAAAAUGCAUUCCCUGAGCCUUAAGGUUUUUACUGAUUUGAAUGCGAGAACGAGGAGGAACUGUUUUCCUGGUCGGGUCGGUCACGGAUUGGCUACAGAUCUAGACUUUGUGAGGACGAGAAGGGUUGGGUGGGGUUGUUGGAAUGGCGGCGCUGCUGGUGUUCGGAGGUGUAGGAUAGUGGCGUGUGCGGUGAAGAGGAACGGGAAUGGCGGGAAUGGUGGAGGGGAGAGUCCGAGUUUGAACCCGAACCCGACUCCGAAUGAGAGUUCGUAUGUAUCCCGGAGCCAAACUUAUGCAAUGCUGAAACAGCAAAUGCAGGUCGCUGCUAAAUCUGAGGAUUAUAAAGAAGCAGCAAGAAUACGUGAUUCUCUGAAAAUGUUUGAGGAAGAAGAACCUGUUUUGAAACUUAGGAGGUUGAUUCGAGAGGCUGUUGCUGAUGAAAGAUUUGAGGAUGCAGCUCGAUAUCGUGAUGAGUUGAAGGAAAUUGCACCUCAUUCUCUCCUGAAAUGUUCAAGUGAUGCAACAACCUUGGGAAUCAGAGUUCAAGUUAGGAGUGUGUACAUAGAGGGGCGAAGUCUGCCUUCGAGGGGCCAGUACUUUUUUGCAUAUAGAAUAAGAAUAACCAAUAACUCAGAUCGUCCUGUUCAGCUUCUCAGAAGGCAUUGGAUUAUCACGGAUGCCAAUGGGAAAACUGAAAAUGCUUGGGGGAUGGGAGUUAUUGGUGAACAGCCAGUUAUUCUUCCCAGAACAGGUUUCGAAUACUCAUCUGCUUGCCCAUUAAGCACGCCCAGUGGCAGAAUGGAAGGAGACUUUGAGAUGAAACACAUUGACAGAUUAGGCUCACCGAGUUUCAAUGUAGCCAUUGCCCCAUUUUCUCUUUCCACACUAGGAGAUGAUUCCGAUAGUUUGUGAAAUCUGAAACUAUAUUGUUACCUUGGUGAAGUGGAGUUACCAUAUCUACAAAUAGAAUCAGGUUAUUUUCGAACUGAAGCUUCUCAUUGUAAAAUAUGUUUUUUUGUGAUCCAAAUGUAUAGAUCUUCCUAUGUAAGUGAGUAUAUAGGCUAAUAUUCUCUUCAACUGUUUUCCCGUACAGACAAACUAAUGAAAACUGUAAACAAAAUGAUUUGAUAGAGAUGAAUGUAAAUGUUUUUGUAUGAAAAUUUCCCCUUUGAUUGAAUGAAAAUCUAAGUAGCGUGAGUUGGAA
Messenger RNA from Theobroma umbraticum, 1344 nucleotides. RefSeq lists its product as uncharacterized. Gene Ontology annotation, molecular function: protein binding. Lineage: Eukaryota; Viridiplantae; Streptophyta; Magnoliopsida; Malvales; Malvaceae. The record is from RefSeq and is a predicted model, not a curated record.